AUGUCGAUGCCCACUCGCUGCAGAGACAACAACUUUGAAUUGGAUGAAUUCUACGAUACCUUGACCAGAGCUAUACAUGACGUGGACUCGAGUUCCCUCUUCUUUGUUGUUGGAGACUUCAACGCGAAAGCUGGAACGAAGCAGCAGGACGAAUCAUGUAUUGGCAGCCAUGGGCGUGGAAUCAGAAACGUCAGCGGAGAGACGCUAGUGCAGUUCUGUGAAAUUAACAGAUUAUUCUUAUCAAACACAGCGUUCUGCCACUCUGCAAGGCACAGGACCACAUGGACAGGACAGCGACUUGACAGAGCCAGUGGCAAGAUUGUCAACAUUUACAACCAAAUUGAUUAUAUUCUGUGCCGUCAAUCGCAAAAGAGACUAUUCACCAACGCCAGAAGUUACAAUGGAACGGAAGUCACAUCAGAUCAUAGGAUUGUGGUGGCUCGCACGCUUUUACCUCGAGUAUUCGGCAUAUGGGGUCGGGCGGCGCGGAGCAGCCAGAAGAAGGUGGAUCGCCUAGCAGUGCAUCGUUUACCCGGGGAUCCACAACUGCAGAAUCAGCUAACAUUUGCCAUCUCAGACAGAAUUCAGAGGGUGUCAGAAGAUCAGCCCAACACCGGAUGGGAUGCAAUAGCUGCAGAGAUCUUCCACGCGGGCAAAGAGAUUGUGGGUGUGACAGCCAAGACCAGUCAUCGUCACCAUGACCCAGAGACCGAGAGACUUUCCUGCAUGCAGAGAGAUGUCCGACUCCGUAUUCAGGGCAGUGAUGACCCAAUCGAGCGAGAAAUGUUGAGGACUGACCGGAAUCGAAUCCUGCAUGAUAUCAGGAACAGAUCCAUCACAAACAGAGAAAAUGAACUAAUAUCGCGAGCAGAGGAGAUAGAGAGGCUCAAGGAUGGAGCCCAGAUGUUCCAAGCUGUACACUUGCUCCGGCGAAAGCCAUCGCAGAAAGUCGUCGUUAAGGACAGCCAGGGCAAGAUCAUAUGUAAUGAUAAGCAAGCAAGCUUGGAGAUUAAGAAUCAUUUCUCAUCGCAGCUCAGUGACUCUGCAAUUCAGCAAUUUGGAUCCUUCACUGGGGAACCUCGACCGCUGCAGCAUCCCGUUUCAACGGAGGAAGUGAAAACAGCACUAGCAAGACUCAACAACGGUAGAGCUGCAGGACCCGACAACAUCCCGGGUGAGCUGUUGAAGUACUCAGCCGAUGCCACUGCUCCCGUCAUAAGCCGAUGCAUCAACAGCCUAUUUCAGCAACACCGGGUAGAGCCAUUCAUCGGUCAUGGCACACUAAUACCUCUCCAGAAGCCCGGAAAGCCGGUGGGUGCUUUAACCAGUCUGCGACCGAUCAUCCUCCUGACAACUCUACGCAAAGUCAUGUCGCUGGUAGUCCUCAAGCGCAUCUCGCCAGCCACCUCCCUCAAGCUUUCCAAACCCUUUGGUAUGGACUCCGCUAAGGCCAAACUCGGCAUGGGCCGACAGAAACCCGCUACAGACGGCUCUCCUCGCCCACCGAAACGCACUAGAUUUCCUGCUGAUGACGACGACGUGAUCUUCGAUGAUGAUGUCAAAGAUGAUGAUGUCAAAGAUGUUGACUCCCCUCCAUCAACGCUCCUGCUUGGCGCCUCACCGCUACCGGACGCUGAACUCGAGAGACGAGACUGCCAGUCACUGGUGCCUCAUGUGCAAUCGUCCCCGGCCGGCUGUGCCAAAGCCUAG
Molecule: messenger RNA, 1710 nt
Organism: Sycon ciliatum
Lineage: Eukaryota; Metazoa; Porifera; Calcarea; Leucosolenida; Sycettidae
Exons: 4
Coding region: 1-1710 (569 amino acids)
Source: RefSeq, a predicted model, not a curated record